Penicillium soppii is the source of this 3801-nucleotide messenger RNA. Its product is annotated as U6 snRNP complex subunit PRP24. NCBI's taxonomy places the organism in Eukaryota, Fungi, Ascomycota, Eurotiomycetes, Eurotiales, Aspergillaceae. Gene Ontology annotation, molecular function: mRNA 3'-UTR binding; poly(A) binding; protein binding. The record is from RefSeq and is a predicted model, not a curated record. The coding region runs from base 1 to 3801 and encodes 1266 amino acids. Gene Ontology annotation, biological process: RNA processing. Gene Ontology annotation, cellular component: nucleus; cytosol; cytoplasmic stress granule. The transcript is spliced from 3 exons.
AUGGACAUCAAUUCACUUCUUUCGCCGGACUCGAAUCCGAAAUCUGGUAAUUCGACGCCUGUGCCUGGUCCUACGUCAAACGCACCGGCCACCUCGGGGCCAUCCCCCCACAAAGUUAUUCAAAGAGCUCGCUCAGGCUCAAGAAGGAAAGGAAAGACUUCUUCGCCUCUUGCACAACAAAUAUAUGCUCCAACCGGUGAGCCUUCCCCAGGACCAAGUGGAGGCAACGGAACUUCUCCAACGGAAGCACCGUCGAGACAGGCGUCCACCCCCGGGAUGGACACUUUGGCGGAUCUAGCUUCGAUGCAGCACCACCAGCCGCAACGUCCGACCCAGACCAGCAUGCUUCGAGGAACCGAAUCCUAUGAACAUCAACUAUCUCCCUCUACCAUCCACCCUCAUGUCAACUCCAUUAACCACAACACCCCUACCUCUCGUAUCUCCUUCGAUAUCGCCAUGUCGGACGGGCGCGAUCCAGCGCAACGAACCUAUGCCGCGACGUCGCUUGAACCGGAAGCGCAACAGAUGGCGACCGAACUUUUUCGUCAAAUCUCGUUGAACCCCCACACACAUGACGCGCACGUGCAGUUUAUCGGACUGCUCCAUGCAGGAUUUGUCAACCAUGUCUACCCACCGAAUAACCCAGAUGUUCACGGCGAUCCACGAUGCUAUGAUCUGCUCAACGAUUUGAAGACCGCCCGUGAGGAAAUGGAUAAGCUGUUCGCCAUGGGCGAAGAUCUAUGGGCCGAGUGGAUCCAGGACGAGAGCAUGCUUGCACAAGAUGUCGAUGGGCGCAUUGCCGUCCUGGAGCUCUGUCAACGAUCUGUGGAGGAAGAAUUUGGUAGCACGAAGCUGUGGAACAUCUACGGUGAAUGGGUGCUCUAUCUCUACAACUCCGCCCACGGCGAAACUGGUAUUCAGUGGACCGAGGAGGAUCGCAUGGUUGGACGUGAAGUAUUCACCUGGGAAUCGGUGUUGGAGGUGUGGCAGCGCGGCGCCGAUGCCACACAGUGGAGAAUCAACAAUAGCCACCUGGUCUGGGACCGUCUCCUCGAUCUAUAUACCCAGGACAUUGCGCGCGCGCCUUCCCAAGACAAGAUAAACCACCUCCGCGGACUCUAUGACGUUCGCCUACAAACCCCUCAUGCUACCUGGGAUGAGACUUUCCAAAAGUUCUCAGGGUUUAUCUCUACUUAUUGCAACAACGAGUAUGAGGACAUCAUGGCUUCGACUGUUGCCCGCGCUGCCGAACCAAAAGCCUUGUACAGUGCCCGAGAAGAAUUUGAACACCGUCUAGCCAAGGCUCUAGAAUCCGGCGAUCGUGCUUUGGAGUAUACUGUGUACUCUGAGUACAUUGACUGGGAAUUGACUCGCAAUCGCCGCAAACGAGGUGAUUUCAGCUUCGAUCUUGUCAAUGCCAUCUAUCAACGCGCUGUUCUCCAAUUCCCAACUGACGCUUCGCUCUGGGAGGAUUAUAUCAUGUUCCUCAUCGGCGAAUCUCUCCAUCGCCGCGCCUCUACUACGACCAUCUCUACUCUGGACCGUGCCACUCGCCAUUGUCCGUGGGCUGGAAAUCUGUGGUCCCAAUAUUUGCUGAGCUCGGAGCGAGAACACCAGUCGUUCAACAAGAUCUCCAACAUCAAGCACAAGGCGACUAGCACUGGCCUGCUCGAUGCUGGUGGACUGGAAGAAGUCCUCAAAGUGCAUGUGACCUGGUGCAGCUACCUUCGCCGACGUGCCUUCCUGCCCGACUCGACUGACGAGGAUAUCGAUGUUGCUGAAGUUGGAAUUCGAUCAGCGAUUGAGAGCGUGCAGGAAUUGGGCGAAAAGAAGUACGGUCCGGCCUAUCAAGGCGAUCCUCUCUUCCGCCUGGAGCGGAUCUAUAUUCGCUUCCUCAGUGAAAGCGGCAGUUGGGACAGUGCGCGAGAGACCUUCAAAGGACUGGUGGCCCGCCGUGGUAGCAGCUAUGAAUUCUGGCUCACCUACUACGGAUGGGAGUUGAUCUGCUGGAGCAAGUUUGUACAGGGGGAGGCAACGGUGGAUGCGGCGCGCCGGACGCCGAACCCCAGCUAUGCCACUGCCGUGUUGAAGCAGGCGAUCAAGCGGACAGACUUGGACUGGCCUGAUAAAAUUGUCCAGACCUACAUCACUCAUUGUGAAGACUACGAGGACUCGGACGAGCUCCAGCUGGCUGUAAUCGAGACCCGCAAGGCGAUGAGAGCUGUCACCGCACGCAGGGAAAGGGAGGCGCAAGAGGCCGCAGCCGCUCAGCAGCAACAGCAGCAACAGCAGCAGUGGGAAGCUACCAUGGAAGCCGCUGCUGCGCCCGAAAAGAGAAAGCGCGAGGAUGAAAAGGAAGCGAUGCCAGAACCCAAAAAGGCACGCAAUGACGAAGAGCCACUCGCCGAAACCACCGCGCCCGCCGUUCCCGCGCGGGAUCGGGAAAACGCAACUGUUAUAGUCAAGGAUUUGCCAAAGGGUACCACCGAACAUUCUGUUCGUCAAUUUUUCCGUCAUAGUGGUACUAUCAACAGUGUCAAAAUGCUGCGAAGAGGUGGGAAAGAGACCGAGGUUGCGAUCAUUGAGUUCGAAACCAAGGAUGAAGCGCUUGCUGCUUUGACCCGCGAUCAGAAACAGUUUGAGGACAGCGUUAUCAAUGUGUCCAUUGGGGCAGAAACGACCUUGUGGCUCAGCAAUCUGCCGCUGACGGCAGAUGAGGAAUACUUCCGCAACCUAUUUAGCAAAUAUGGUGAGGUUCUCGAGGUCCGAAUGCCUUCCCUCAAAUAUGACACCGAUAGACGUUUCUGUUACGUGCAGUUCUCCACCCCUGGUGCAGCUCUUCAUGCGACGGAGCUAAAUGGAAUGCGCUACGACGAAAACGACAAAAACAAGAAGCUUUCCGUCAAGAUCUCUAAUCCCGCUGAGAAGACUGCUCGUAGUGGGCCCAGAUAUGAAGGACGAGAACUUUACGUAGUGAACAUCGACUGGGAAGUGGAUGAAAAUGAACUGCGAGAAAUAUUUUCUCGAUUCGGAGAAGUUGAAAAGGUCAUGCUUGGCCGAAAAGUCGACCUCGGUAGUAAAGGAUUUGGUCAUGUUACUUUCACCACCAAGGAGGCGGCCGAAAAAGCUCUUGCAAUGCAUAACGAACCGAUCAGAUCGCGCCGUGUUCGCGUCGAGAUUGCCAGCACCGAAGGCCACAAGCGAGCGACUCAUACUACCAUAUCCCGGGUUGCCGGGUUCGGUUCGCACGCAGAAGCUAACGGCGCUGCUGACUUGGAAGUGCCUGUCGGCGAGCGAAGCGAGCGCACGAUUGCCUUGAUGAAUAUUCCCGAUACUGUCAACGAAGCGCGCAUUCGUGUCCUUGUCGAGCCAUUUGGACGCUUGGUCAAGAUUUCUUUGCGUCCUGAUCAUCAAGGUGCCAUUGUGGAAUAUGUCGAUGUCCACGAUGCGGGCAAGGCCUUGCUGGCUCUUGAAGGAAAAGAAAUCACUCCUGGACGCCCUCUUCAUCUUGGCACGGUCAAUGAGAUGAAGACGCAGCGCGCGGAGUGGAAAAACGACCGGGUUACUUCCGUGAAACGGGAAGAUCAAACGAAAAAGACGAACCUACAGCCCGCAGCCCCGAUCAAACGACCCCAACAACCUGGAGGUCGAAAGGGUGGUCUCGGACAGAAACGAUAUACCACCACUCAUGCGCAAAAACCUGCGGUGAAUGACCAAAUGGACACUGCAGCCGACGGCGACAGCAAACCGAGAAAGAGCAACGAUGAUUUCCGCGCUAUGCUCCAAAAGGGACCGGAAUGA